Molecule: messenger RNA, 5147 nt
Organism: Rana temporaria (common frog)
Lineage: Eukaryota; Metazoa; Chordata; Amphibia; Anura; Ranidae
Gene: SMARCC2
Product: SWI/SNF related, matrix associated, actin dependent regulator of chromatin subfamily c member 2
Exons: 28
Coding region: 339-3680 (1113 amino acids)
Biological process (GO): positive regulation of DNA-templated transcription
Cellular component (GO): npBAF complex; SWI/SNF complex; nBAF complex
Molecular function (GO): nucleosomal DNA binding; histone binding
Source: RefSeq, a predicted model, not a curated record
UGCCGGUCAUUGAAUCGAAUCACGUGGGGGACCCGGAUUCUUUGUAAUACGGAGUGACACCGACAAUUCAUUGUAAAUCUCUGCAGACCUUGAUGGAGUGAAUAGUAUUCAGCAGUGGCCGGGUGUCUGGGCUAGAAGCUCUCCUGUACAAACAGCGGCCUGCAGAGAGUGCUCCAGUGUAUUGUUCAAGCACAGCACUGGCCUGAAGGAUUCAUGAGUACAUUCAGGCUGAGCCUCCUACUAACAAGUCCCUGUCAAGCCUGGUAGUUCAGCUGUUACAGUUUCAAGAAGAGGUGUUUGGAAAACAUGUCAGCAAUGCACCGCUCACUAAAUUGCCGAUGAAAUGCUUUCUAGAUUUCAAGGUGGGAGGUUCUCUGUGCCAUAUUCUUGCUGCUGCUUAUAAAUUCAAGAGUGACCAGGGAUGGCGCAGGUUUGACUUUCAAAACCCAUCUCGUAUGGACCGGAAUGUGGAGAUGUUCAUGACCAUUGAAAAGUCCCUUGUGCAGAAUAAUUGUCUGUCUCGACCAAAUAUAUAUCUUCAUGCAGACAUAGACUCCAAACUCCAGAGCAAGCUGAAGGACAUUGUAAAAAGACAUCAGGGUACUGUAACGGAGGACAAAAGUCAUGCUUCCCAUGUGGUGGUUCCAGUUCCUGGCAACUUGGAGGAAGAAGAAUGGGUGCGACCCAUACUGAAGCGUGACAAGCAGGUUCUUCUUCACUGGGGUUACUAUCCUGACAGUUAUGACACUUGGAUCCCUGCAAGCGAGAUUGAGGCACCAGUGGAAGAUGCACCUACUGCAGAAAAGCCACGCAAGGUGCAUGCCAAAUGGAUUCUAGAUACAGACUCCUUUAAUGAGUGGAUGAAUGAAGAAGAUUAUGAGGUGAAUGAUGAUCGUAAUCCUGUUGCACGUCGCAAGAAGAUCUCAGCCAAGACGUUGACUGAUGAAGUGAGAUCAUUACUGCAAUCUCCUGUUAUAGAGGUAAGCAGUCCUGAUUCGGACCGCAGGGACAAGAAGGGACCUAAUUACAAAAAGAGGAAACGUUCCCCUUCCCCUCCCCCAAGUGCAGAAGCAAAGAAGAAGAAUGUCAAGAAAGGACCCUCGACUCCUUACACUAAAUCCAAGAGGGGUCACCGCGAGGAGGAACAGGAGGAUCUGACAAAGGACAUGGAUGAACCUUCACCUGUGCCUAAUGUAGAAGAAGUAACCCUACCCAAAGCUGUCAACACCAAGAAAGAUUCUGAAUCUGCCCCAGUAAAGGGAGGCACUGUGACUGAUCUUGAUGAACAAGAAGAUGAAAGCAUGGAAGCAGUGACAAAGGAAGAAGAUGAGAACUCUUCUGGGAUCAAAAGUGAACAAGUGAAGACCUCUGACCUUCAUGAAGACAACGUAACUGAACAAACGCAUCAUAUUAUUAUCCCCAGCUAUGCGGCCUGGUUUGACUAUAAUAGUGUACAUGCAAUUGAGCGCCGAGCACUGCCUGAGUUUUUUAAUGGAAAGAACAAAUCCAAAACCCCUGAGAUCUAUUUGGCAUAUCGAAAUUUCAUGAUUGACACGUAUCGGCUGAAUCCUCAGGAAUACCUCACUUCAACAGCAUGCCGGCGCAACCUGGCAGGGGAUGUUUGCGCUAUCAUGAGGGUCCAUGCCUUCUUGGAACAGUGGGGAUUAAUUAAUUAUCAAGUGGAUGCCGAGAGUCGUCCUACACCAAUGGGACCACCUCCCACUUCGCAUUUUCAUGUCUUAGCUGACACACCAUCAGGAUUGGUACCACUGCAGCCCAAAACACCACAGACCUCAGCCUCACAGCAGAUGCUCAGUUUUCCAGACAAAGGUAAAGAAAAACCAAGUGACCUGCAAAAUUUUGGCCUAAGGACUGACAUGUAUAGUAAGAAGAAUACAACAUCCAAGAGUAAAUCUGCUGCGAGUGCCACAAGGGAAUGGACUGAACAGGAGACUCUUUUAUUGCUAGAGGCUCUAGAAAUGUACAAAGAUGACUGGAACAAGGUGUCCGAACAUGUUGGCAGUCGCACUCAAGAUGAAUGUAUUUUACACUUCCUGCGGUUGCCUAUUGAGGACCCAUAUUUAGAGGACUCGGAAGCAUCUAUUGGUCCGUUGGCCUAUCAACCUAUACCAUUUAGCCAGUCUGGCAACCCUGUAAUGAGUACUGUAGCCUUCCUGGCCUCUGUGGUGGACCCUCGUGUAGCAUCCGCUGCAGCCAAAUCAGCUUUAGAGGAGUUUUCCAAGAUGAAGGAGGAGGUUCCCACAGCAUUAGUAGAAGCCCACGUCCGUAAGGUGGAAGAUGCAGCAAAAAUAACUGGCAAACCUGACCCAGGUUAUGGCCUCGAGAGCAGUGGAAUUGCUGGCACUACUUGUGAAGAGAGUGAGCGAAUAAGUGAGCGAAUAAGUGAGCGAAUAAGUGAGCGAAUAGAGGAAAAUACUACGGAAGAACCUCCUUCAGAACCACAGCCCACAGAAGAGAGGAAAGAACCAAAGCAGGAUUCACCCAUAGAGCCUGUAGUAGAAGAGGAUGUAAAGGAGCGUGUUUGUGAUCCUGCAAAGAAAGAGGAAGAGAAGAUCAAAGAUGACACAGACAAGGACUCUGAGAAGAGUGAUGUAGAUAUGGCUGAUGGGGACAAAGUCUCUGAUAGUAAAGAAGGAUCAGAAGAAACAGAUAAGGAGGAAUCCACUGUGAAGAACAAGGUGGAGAGGGACAUUGGAGAGGGAAACCUCUCUACAGCUGCUGCUGCUGCCUUGGCUGCUGCUGCUGUGAAGGCAAAACACCUGGCUGCAGUGGAGGAACGCAAGAUCAAGUCACUGGUGGCUCUGCUGGUGGAGACUCAAAUGAAGAAACUGGAAAUCAAACUGAGGCACUUUGAGGAGCUGGAAACCAUCAUGGAUAGAGAACGGGAGGCGCUAGAGUACCAGCGGCAGCAGCUUCUUGCAGAUAGACAGUCUUUCCACAUGGAACAGCUAAAAUAUGCAGAGCUGAGAGCACGUCAGCAGCAUUUCCAGCACAUUCAGAACCAACACCAGCAGCAACAUCAGACCCCCCCUGGCAGCCAGCCUGUACCCCCCACUGCCCAUUCCAUCCCUGUAACACAAGCUUCUGUGACACCUGCACCAGGGAGCACAGCAAUCAGUUCAGAAGGACUGGUACAGCCAAAUGCACCCCCAUCACAACCACCGGUGAACAGUCAGCAGCAGGGAGGGACACAACCCAGCCCAGCACAAGGUUCUGGUUCGUAUACAGGUCAACCACCACCCAAUCCCAUGAUCCCAUCAGCAGUACCUGCUCCUGCCCAGCCUCCGGUGCCCGGUAAUCAGCACCCCAGCAUGCCUUUGCCUGUACCAUUUAACAUGGGUAGUGACGUAGUUGAUUCUGCUCAUAACAACCCACCAAUUAACCCCUAUUCAACUCCCCUUCCAAUGCAUGGCUCCUUCCCUCCUGCAGCAUGUCGGGUCGGUGGACCUUCCCCCAUCCCACCUAACCCUUCCAUUGCCAUAUCUUCAGCGCCUCCUAACUUGCCGUCUUCCCUGGGGUCAGCUGCCACACACAGCCCUGCGAUCGUAGCUGCAAUGCAGGGAGGGGCUCCCAUCACAACCAGUCCUGUGCCAGAUCCUGCAACGUCCCACCAGCCUCCGGAAUCAGUGGGAAGCACAGUCCCCCCAGUCCAACAGUAACAUUGGGACUUUUCUUGUUGUGGAGGGGGGGGAUACAGGUCAGGGGAGAAAUGUGAACGAUUGUGGAAAUGUAUUUCAGACGCUUAUUUCUGGAACCAGGCCUCCCCCAGGCUUCGAAUCACACAUUGAGCUCUCCAGGGACACAAUAUCCCUUUUGUGUCAUGACUUUUCUUCGUUUAAUGUCAUCGGUGGCCUGGACCUCAACUGUUUACUGUUCAAGUCUACGGAAAGGUAUUCUGUGAGGGAACAAGAGGAGACUAUAGCACAUCCAGGCUCCGUUUGUUACCCCUGUCUCGGCUGUGGAAGUGUGGAAAAGUAGUGCACAGCAAAGCAGGACUGUGUGUACCUGUAAUAACACACGGGAAAAGAAGAAUGAGCUUGAGGACUGAAUGGGAACUGAUGCAGCUAACCUAGACAUUCUUACAAGAAACGCAGCUACUAAAGAAGUCAGGAAGAUGAGCUGUGUCAUUUCCGCUGCUGAUAGAACCACGUUCCAGACUCUUGGGACUCCAAUGACAGAGCUGAAAAUACAUUUUAUUUUUGUUUUUCUAUAAGAUCAGCUGUGGGUGAAUUUAGCUCUGCUGCUGCAGGUAGAGAUGGCAUUCCAGUACAAUUCUGGAACAAUGACUUCAGAUCUCAGGCAGCAGAGUUUAAUAUAUAUACAUUGCUGACAAAUCCAGUUCUCUUGGUAUUUCAGUUGUUGGUGAAUUUUGCCUGUUAUUCCAGAGGAGUCGGCGCUUCUCUUGUUGCAUCUUUGCGUCUGUUGUAACCCGUGCAGAGAAAGCAUCUCUUCCAGAUAGAGGUAUCCAGAGCGAUGCUUACUGCAGACUGGAUGUAAUGGGUGUAAGGUAAUUUCAUAGUUUCAUAUUUGUGGGGUCUUAACAGAGAGAUCCGCACCCCUUUGGUUUCUUUGUACAGAGUGGUAAAGUGCACAGCAGCCACACAAUCAGGUUCCUCAUUACAUUCUUCCUUUGUGUCAUGUUCCAUUGGUUGAAGGAGAGGGGUGAGCUAUGUGUAUUCCUGUAGAAGGAUGGCAAUGGGGAAUCUAUGUCUCACUCUACAGUGCACUAUUUGACUUGUUAGUAAAAUAUUUUAGCUUUUAUCUAUAUAAGCUUUUUAUUUGUUUUAUUUUUUUUGUUUUUUUUUUAAACCAUUGUAUUUUAAAUAUUUCUGGCCAGGGCUGGGCAAUCAGGGGUUCAGAGUGCACUUUAAUAAAAGGAGGCUGGGCACUUUUUUUUUUUAUACUGCAGGGUCUACUGACUAGAGAGGAAAGUGUUAGGUAAUAUGGUUUGUUUGAAUGGAGAGGACUUUCCUCGUUUUGGGUGCGUGUGUAGCAACCUCCUUGGAACUCUGAUUAACACCUGAUUAAUCUGACCCCUGUCUGUUUAUGUUACCAGUACCUUAUCCUGUGUCUGUGCAUCUUACAAUCCCCAGCCAUGGGGCAUUAAAAUCUUAAAAUUUAUAACA